AAGAAAGACACAGGAAGUGACAGCCAGCUGCAUUUGACAACGAGGACAACACAACAUCCAUGGGAGACAGAGGCUGAGUGUUGGAGCUGAGUCCUGUCCGCCGGGCUGCUUGCUGCUCCGGGAAGACUCGUGGGUGUCGCUCCGCCGCCGGCCGCUCGUCAGGGCAGCGACAUGGCGUGUCCCCUCUCCUUGUCCUCGCUGGGGCUCCUGGUGCCGCCGCUGCGUGUCAUGUCCGCCGUGAUGUGGGAGGUGGUUCGGCUCAGAAACAUAAAGCAUUAUGGGAAAGUGGAGGAGUUUGUGUCCCUGGUGACUGAAGCCAUCCCUGACAUCCUGACCAACAGACAGAUGAGGCUGCUCACUCUGGGUCUGAGAGCAAAGAUGACUUUGCAGCUGUUAAGCUCCGAGCGCUCGGAGGAUCUCAGAAGUGUUAAAACACACUUGGACAACCUCCAGCCAUCCUGCUCAAAACAGGUUCACACGGGAAACGAGGCUCUCGAGGAAAACUUCGUCAGGCUUGUUCAGAGAUUUCUGGAAGACCCAGAGGAGAGAGAGCACUUCCUCAAGAAUGUGUUUCCUGUGGAGUACGGCCCCGACUUCGAUGCAGCACUGGAGACGAUCGUUUCUGAGUUUUUCACCAGACUGGAGAAGCUGCUGCCAAUACCAGACUUCAAGCAGACCGCAGAGCUGAUCAGCGGCAUACCGUCUGUGCCGGAGGAGUACAUGCAGUGCGCAUCCAGAGCAGACGACCUCAAAGUGCUGCUCAAAAACAAGACAUGCAUCGGUGAACUCGGCAAGAUCGAUGCCAGUGCGCCCUGUCCCUCAGAGCAGCGCCUCUUCAUGUCUUUAUCUCUCCCCUCGUCAAUGAGAGAGACGAACACUUCCUGCCAGACCAGCUGUAAUCCAGACGGCUGCUGUAACCAUGGGAACACUCCAGAUGUGCAAACGGAAGCUGACGCAGAACCGUCGGAGAGCCAAAGAGGACCUGAAGGGAAUUCUCUGCAGGAGGUGGGAGGUUUGGGGAUGCGGGAUGCAAAAUGGCCGUCUGGGGAGGAAACGCAGACUCAGGACGCCGACGUUGCUGAGCAGCCAACAGUGGGAGAAAAAUGCAGCGACAGUGUUGCCGAUCUCAACAUCGUGGUGUGCGAUGACCAAACCCCAGCCAACUCCCUCGCUCCCUGCACCUCCUCAGAGUGUCCCGUGUCCUCCAGCUCCAUGUGUGUUCCCCCACGGCAGCGGAUCGCACACAAAUGCACCCACUGCGGGAAAUGCUACAUCUACCGCUAUGAACUGCUGGAGCACCAGAGGCUCCACACGGGAGAAAACCCUUACAAGUGCUCUCAGUGUGGGAAGGCCUUCCGGAGGACGUCGGACCUGUCCACUCACAGGCGGACGCAGUGCACAAAAGCAGCUUACAUUUGCAUCAAAUGCGGGAACCAUUUUGAGUCCAUACAGGACAAGUUUAGACACCAGUGCAUCAAGCAGGUCCAGAAGUUUGACUGCGCCCAGUGUGGAAAAAGCUUCAAGAAAAUGUACUUGCUGGGAAAGCACCAGAUUACCCACACGCAGAACCGGAUUUUUAAGUGCAGGCAGUGCGGGGAGGCGUACCCCAGCAUGAGCGAGCUGAGAACCCACCAGAAGAUUCACCCGCCCGAACAGUCCAACCAGUGCAUGCAGUGCGGGAAGUUCUUCAGCUCGGUCGCGUGUCUGACCGCCCACGAGCUGCGUCACAAUCAGCAGAAAACGGAGAUCUGCGUGCGCUGCGGCAAAGCCUUCAAGAACAAACACGACCUGAACCUGCACAUGCGCAGUCACACGGGCGAGAGGCCGUUUCAGUGCACGUACUGCGGGAAGCGUUUCUCCGUGUCCGGAAAUCUGAACAUACACAUACGGACGCACACGGGGGAGAAACCGUACCUGUGCUCCGACUGCGGCAAGGCUUUUGUCUCGGCCGGGGAGCUGCAGAUACACAGACGCACCCACACGGGGGAGAAGCCGUACAAAUGCACCGUGUGCGGCAGAGGAUUCACCAUGGCGAGCAAACUGACCCUCCACAUGCGCGUUCACACCGGGGAGCGGCCCUACGUCUGCUCUGAGUGCGGGAAAGGUUUUUCACGUGGCAGCGAACUGAAAAAACACACAAUGAACCAUUCAGGUGUUAGACCGUAUGCCUGCCAGCUGUGUGCAAAGACUUACACCUGCCUCAAUCACCUGAAGAGGCACCUGAAAACCCACAGCGUCGUCCACUCCAUGUGACAGCACUGAUUUUCACAGCCCCAGCAGGGUUUGGCGAGUCAUGGCGAGCAGGUUGUCAAAUGUCAUGAUUAUGGUGUUGAUAUUUGCCUCAGUUACUUCAUCGGUUGAGCACCGGCCUUCACUGUUUCAGAGAUUGUUGUUUUGUAUUCAAAAUAACUGAUUUUCUUGUUAUACAAAAAUUUGUUCUGGCUUACAAAUUGUUGGGCGGCUCAUGUAAUCGUGAUAUUUUCUGUCAAAUUUCUCCAUUGUCUCAAAUUAAUCGCAUCUUUUUUUGUGUGUGUGUGUGUGUGUGUGUGUGUGUGUGUGUGUGUGUGUGUGUGUGUGUGUGUGUGUGUGUGUGUGUGGUCAUCGGUUUACAUUUCCACUGUCAGUUGCUGUUCUGAAUCAUUCCAGUUAUUCCAGAAAUGAUUUCUCUAUCAGUGUUGUGCAGUGUUAAUAUUCUGUAAAUACUGAAUAAAUCUCCUGGGUUCACAGUAAAAAUGUCAGAGUGCU
Myripristis murdjan (pinecone soldierfish) is the source of this 2745-nucleotide messenger RNA. Its product is annotated as zinc finger protein ZFMSA12A. The coding region runs from base 172 to 2253 and encodes 693 amino acids. Gene Ontology annotation, cellular component: nucleus. The record is from RefSeq and is a predicted model, not a curated record. The transcript is spliced from 7 exons. Lineage: Eukaryota; Metazoa; Chordata; Actinopteri; Holocentriformes; Holocentridae. Gene Ontology annotation, biological process: regulation of transcription by RNA polymerase II. Gene Ontology annotation, molecular function: DNA-binding transcription activator activity, RNA polymerase II-specific; RNA polymerase II cis-regulatory region sequence-specific DNA binding.